Jaculus jaculus (lesser Egyptian jerboa) is the source of this 1780-nucleotide messenger RNA. RefSeq names its product glycerol kinase-like. The transcript has a single exon. Gene Ontology annotation, biological process: glycerol metabolic process; glycerol-3-phosphate biosynthetic process; triglyceride metabolic process. NCBI's taxonomy places the organism in Eukaryota, Metazoa, Chordata, Mammalia, Rodentia, Dipodidae. The coding region runs from base 1 to 1665 and encodes 554 amino acids. Gene Ontology annotation, molecular function: glycerol kinase activity. The record is from RefSeq and is a predicted model, not a curated record. Gene Ontology annotation, cellular component: mitochondrion.
AUGGCCGCCGCCAAGACAGCGGUUCUGGGGCCGUUGGUGGGGGCGGUAGACCAAGGUACCAGCUCAACUCGCUUCUUGGUCUUCAACUCCAAAACAGCCGAGCUCGUUUGCAAGCACCAGGUGGAGCUCAAGCAGGAGUUCCCCCGGGAGGGAUGGGUGGAGCAGGACCCCAAGGAGAUCCUGCGGUCGGUCCAUGAGUGCAUCGAGAAAGGGUGCGCCGAGCUGCGGCAGCUGGGCACCGACGUGUCCAGCAUCAAGGCCAUCGGCGUCACCAACCAGAGGGAGACCACCGUGGUGUGGGACAAGGUGACCGGCGAGCCCCUGCACAACGCGGUGCUGUGGCUGGACCUCAGGACGCAGUCCACGGUGGAGCAGCUCCAGCGCAGCGACCCGGCCGGCAGCAAGUCGGUGCGGCAGAGGACGGGCCUGCCGCUGAGCACCUACUUCAGCGCCGUGAAGCUGAGCUGGCUGCUGCGCAACGUGGACGCCGUGCGCAGCGCCGCGCGCCACGGCCGCGCGCUCUUCGGGACGGUGGACUCGUGGCUCAUCUGGAGCCUCACGGGCGGCGCCCAGGGCGGCGUGCACUGCACGGAUGUCACCAACGCCAGCCGCACCAUGCUCUUCAACAUCCACUCCCUGCAGUGGGACCCCGAGCUCUGCGAGUUCUUCGACGUCCCCAUGGACAUGCUGCCCAGCGUGCGCAGCUCCUCCGAGAUCUACGGCCUCAUGAAGACUGGCUCGCUGGAAGGCGUGCCCAUCUCCGGGUGCCUGGGGGACCAGUCUGCGGCUCUGGUCGGGCAGAUGUGCUUCCGGGACGGGCAGGCCAAGAACACCUACGGCACGGGCUGCUUCUUGCUGUGCAACACGGGCGGCAAGUGCGUGUUUUCCGAGCACGGCCUCCUGACCACCGUGGCCUACAAGCUGGGCCGGGACAAGCCCGUGUGCUACGCUCUGGAAGGCUCCGUGGCCAUCACCGGGGCCGUUGUCUGCUGGCUGCGGGACAACCUUGAGAUCAUCAAGGCUCCCGAGGAGAUCGAAAAACUCGCCCGAGAAGCGGGCACUUCCUACGGCUGCUACUUCGUCCCCGCGUUUUCGGGCUUGUAUGCGCCGUACUGGGACCCCAGUGCCCGGGGCGUCAUCUGCGGGCUCACCCAGUUCACCAACAAGUGCCACAUGGCCUUCGCGGCGCUGGAGGCCGUGUGCUUCCAGACCCGGGAGAUCGUGGACGCCAUGAACAGCGACUGCGGGCUCCCGCUGCGACACCUGCAGGUGGACGGGGGCAUGACCGGCAACCGGCUGCUCAUGCAGCUGCAGGCCGACAUCCUGGGCGUGCCCGUGGUGAAGCACGCCGACCCCGAGUCCACCGGCCUGGGCGUGGCCAUGGCGGCCGGCGCCGCCGAGGGCGUCCGCGUGUGGGACCUGGACUCCGUGGACCUGUCCGCCGUCCAGGUGGAGCGCUUCCAGCCGCAGAUCAACGCCGAGGAGAGCGAGACCCGCUUCGCCACGUGGAAGAAAGCCGUGGUGAAGGCGAUGGGCUGGGAGACGGCCGAGCCGCCCGAGGGCCGCCACGCGGGCAUCUUCUGCAGCCUGCCCCUGGGCUUCUUCAUCGUGAGCAGCAUGGUGGUGCUGAUCGGCGCCAGGCACAUCGCGGGGUUCCCGUACUAGCUCGGCUUCUUGCCUGGCCAGGGCAUCCCAGCGGCUGCUCUUCUUGCGUUCACAGUCCAAGACAGACCCGUGAGCUGAAAAUAAAGAGAAGGCAGCAGAAAGAACGCCAGGGAAA